CCUAUCAUCGGUGCCUUCAAUUUAAUAUCUACUUUUACUUUAAAUACAAACAAACCAAACCAGUAACUCUAUAUUUCUAAUCCAGAAAUAGCCAUUCAAGCCCCCACAUCAUAUAAAAAAAAACACCAUCUUCUUCUUCAUCAUCAUCUUCCCGGCAUAAGAUCAAAUGGCUGCAACAUACUCUUCUUCACCUGCUCUGAUAAUUCAAAAAGCUUGCCCAAUCAAGAAGCAUGUUACUAGGGUGCUGAUGAUUGCACAGAAUCAAAUCUCAGUUAAGAAAACGUUUUCACUUCAGAUCAGAUCCUCCUUUAAGGAAAAGGUUUUCGAAGAUCAGUCCAAGGGUAUCAUAUGUUACAGAGAUGUGAAGGGGGAGAUAACAUGUGAAGGGUUCGACGAGGGCCCUCGUCUUCAACAAUUUUCAAUAAUGGCAUGUAAUCCAAGAGAUGCUGACAUUAUUGAUCUUCUGCAAAAGUGCUGGCUUCAAAUUGCUGAAGAUGUUGAUCUUGACCAUAAUGGCAAAGGUGUUGGUGGGCAAAAAGACUUCAACUGGAAUGGUUUCAACACGUUCUACUAAUAAAUACAUGUAUAAUCUCUAUGCUUAUAUAUAUAUAUAUAUAUGUGCACUAUAUAUCAUGUAAAGACAGGCUUUCUUCUAAUGAUAUAUUGUAAACAUUAAUUUCGCCUAA
Cornus florida is the source of this 686-nucleotide messenger RNA. RefSeq lists its product as uncharacterized. The coding region runs from base 167 to 574 and encodes 135 amino acids. The transcript has 3 exons. The record is from RefSeq and is a predicted model, not a curated record. Lineage: Eukaryota; Viridiplantae; Streptophyta; Magnoliopsida; Cornales; Cornaceae.